AAUAACAAAAUGGAUUUGGCAGACGUACUCACCACCAUUCCCUUGCCCGCCACAAUCGUCCUAGCUUUAGCAUCCCUCGCCUUCCUCUGCUUCUUCGUAAUAACCACCACCAAGUCCAAUAAAGAUGGAGCAUCGCCGCCGCCGCCGCCGCCACAGGCCAGCGGCUCAUGGCCCAUCAUCGGCCACCUCCACCUCCUCGGUGGGCCGCGCCCGCCACACCGCGUAUUGGGCCAGAUGGCCGACCAGCAUGGCCCAAUCUUCACGAUCCGGAUGGGAGUCCACCCGGCCCUGGUGGUCAGCAGCUGGGAGAUCGCCAAGGAGUGUCUGACCACCCACGACCGGAUUUUUGCUGACCGGCCGGCCACCCUGGCCAUGGACAUUCUCGGCUACCACCGGUCCAUGUUCGGGUUUAGCCCGUACGGUUCGUUCUGGCGCGAGACUCGGAAGAUGGCCACGCUGGAGCUCCUCUCCUCGCACCGCCUCGAUUUGCUCCAACACGUGCGGGAGAAAGAGGUGCAGACCGCCACCAAAGAGCUGUACGCCUAUUGGCAAGCCGCCAACAAGGAGCAAGGACAGUCGCAUAGUGAAAACUUGAAAUUAGAGGGGAGAAACGGCGGCGUCUCGGUGGAGAUGAGUAGUUGGUUUGGGGAGAUAUCGUUGAACGUUAUCUUGAGGAUGAUAGCUGGGAAAUCCGUCGGGUACUUGACGGGCGGAGCGGACAGCGUGAAGCUGAGCAAAUUGUUGAAGGAAUUCUUUGAACUGACGGGAAGGUUCGUGGUGGCCGACGGGCUGCCGUACCUGCGGUGGUUGGACGUCGGAGGGUUCGAAAAGGCGAUGAGGAAGACGGCGGGGGAGAUGGAUGUCGUGGUGGAAGGGUGGCUGAGGGAGCACAAGGCCAAAAGAGAUUCCGGCGAGGCCGCGGAGACGGAGAAGGAUUUCAUGGACGUGAUUCUUGAUGCCGUCGGCGACCGGCAGGAUAUCGACGGUCGAGAUUCCGCCACCUUUAACAAAGCUACGUCUCUUUGAUCAGGUCUCUCUCGUACUCAAGGUUGUUAAACCCCUAUCGAACCCCCCGGUUGGACCCGGUUCAACCCGAGUCGGGCUUCAAAACAGCCUCCAGAAAACCCCCCGGUCUGACCCCUAAACAGGGAGAAGAAGAGAGGCAGAAGAGAGGAAAAGGAACGAAGGAAGGGAAUGGUAGGUGGAUCAUGGAGGUUAGGUAGAUUUAUUUUGUUGAAAAUAAGUUUUUAAUAGAUAUAUGUAAGAUAAAUUUUAUUUCACUCA
Messenger RNA from Linum trigynum, 1284 nucleotides. Lineage: Eukaryota; Viridiplantae; Streptophyta; Magnoliopsida; Malpighiales; Linaceae. The record is from the annotation of a GenBank genome assembly.